Capsella rubella is the source of this 1974-nucleotide messenger RNA. RefSeq names its product regulation of nuclear pre-mRNA domain-containing protein 1A. Gene Ontology annotation, biological process: mRNA 3'-end processing. The record is from RefSeq and is a predicted model, not a curated record. The transcript has 8 exons. Gene Ontology annotation, molecular function: RNA polymerase II complex binding. The coding region runs from base 215 to 1756 and encodes 513 amino acids. Gene Ontology annotation, cellular component: RNA polymerase II, holoenzyme. Lineage: Eukaryota; Viridiplantae; Streptophyta; Magnoliopsida; Brassicales; Brassicaceae.
AUUUCCAACACUUUCCCCCACACUGCAAAAACUUUCUCCGGCGGGUUUUGGAGACAUUACCGGAGAACGGCGCCACUUCGUUCACCGUGAUUUUCCUAUUUCAGUCGUUGACUCCUUCACUGCUUAUGUUAAGGAUCAUCGCAGCAAUCCUCUACUUGUGAUCGAUUCUCUCUAUUUGUGAAGGUGCACUGGUUCUUGAGCUGGUGUUGAAAUAAUGGGUAGUUCAUUUAACGCUCAGAUUUUAGUUGAGAAGCUUGCCAAGCUCAACAAUUCUCAAGCAAGCAUAGAGACUUUAUCACAUUGGUGUAUCUUUCACAUGAACAAGGCGAGACAUGUUGUAGAAACAUGGGGUAGACAAUUUCACUGUGCCCCACGUGAUCAACGUGUGGCGUACUUGCACCUUGCGAAUGAUAUCUUGCAAAAUAGUAGGCGAAAGGGUUCUGAGUUUGUAGGUGAGUUCUGGAAAGUACUCCCUGAGGCUCUUCGUGAUGUGAUUGAAAAUGGUGAUGACUUUGGAAGAAAAUCUGCACGUCGAUUGGUUAAUAUAUGGGAAGAAAGGAAAGUCUUUGGAUCCCGUGGACAAAUUCUCAAAGAAGAACUUCUGGGAAGGCAGCCUGACAAUGGAACCAGAAAUGGAACUCUUGUGCCGCUUAAGCUAUCUGUUCAACAGAGACCGGCAAAUGGAUCUACACUGGAGAAAGUAGUGUCUGCUGUUGAAGUGCUUCACGGCGUUCACUUUGAUGAGGAUGCAAUUGUUGGAAAAUGUACUAAUGCUGCUGGUUACCUUGAGAAAGCAACAGAAGAGCUUGAGAGAGAUCUUAGUUCAGGACACACCCCUGGACCCGCUGUUGUAAAGGAGGUGCAGGGACAGCAUGCCAUUCUGAGAGACUGCAUCGAACAGUUAGGGACAAUGGAGACAUCCAGAACAAGUCUUAUCUCCCACUUGAGAGAGGCUUUACAAGAACAGGAACUCAAGCUGGAGCAAGUUCGUAACCAUCUUCAGAUUGCUCGGUUUCAAUCAGACCGAACUGGUGAUCUCUGCAGACAGCUUCUGGACCAUGGUGGUAGUUCGCAGCCUCCUGCUACAGAAAAAGAAGCGUCAAACGGAGCCAUCAUAGGUUCAUCUGCUGCAGCAGCACCACCACAAAGCUUCACACACAGUGAUGUAGAACAAUCUGCUCCGGUUAUGUUUGCUUCAAACCCUACUCAAUCAGUUGAAGACCCAAGAAAAACCGCAGCAGCCGCAGUGGUAGCUAAGCUAACUGCAUCAACUUCCUCAGCAGAGAUGCUCUCCUACGUUCUCUCCUCAUUAGCCUCUGAAGGCAUCAUUGGAAACAACAACGCACCUGCUGUUUCAGAAUCUCCAUCAUCCGUUGAUUACCCACCAGAGAAAAGACCCAAGGUUCAAAACCAUGACCAGUCCUAUAUCCCACCGCACCAACAGAAUGCUGCAACAACAUCCUCCAGCACGCCCCCACCACCACUUCCACCGCCACCACCACCAUCGUUCCAGCUUCAACCUCAGUUUUUGCAGCCCUUACAGCCUCCCGGGCCUGUAAACCAGACACCAUUCAACUACACCAUGGCAACCACACAACAACAACAACAACAACAAGGUCCUUGGGUUCCUGGGCUUACUCCACUCUCAACAACCACCUCUGCUCCAUCCGAUAAUUCAUACCAGAAGUUUCAAGGACAAGAUGGUUUCUAUGGGAUUAAUUCAUCAGUGCCUAUGACACCUGUUACCCGGCAGUAGAGUAAAUCUGUUUCUAUAGGAGUUCGUUCAUAUAGCAAAGAGCUCACUCUUUUUUUUUCUGGUUUUCUGUGUUAAAUAUAGUUUCAAUGGGAUUUUGAUUAGGAUUUUAUGUUCUGAAAGAUGUGCUGUGAAUGCUUUCUAAUUGUGCGUACGCCUAAUUAAAGGCUUCUGUAAACAUUUAAGAAAAAAAAACAAAAUCUUUUACUUUACUGUGGGAA